Hemiscyllium ocellatum (epaulette shark) is the source of this 1616-nucleotide messenger RNA. It is a transcript of the gene cpn1, whose product is annotated as carboxypeptidase N, polypeptide 1. Gene Ontology annotation, molecular function: metallocarboxypeptidase activity; zinc ion binding. NCBI's taxonomy places the organism in Eukaryota, Metazoa, Chordata, Chondrichthyes, Orectolobiformes, Hemiscylliidae. Bases 1 to 1401 code for a protein of 466 amino acids. The transcript is spliced from 9 exons. Gene Ontology annotation, biological process: proteolysis. The record is from RefSeq and is a predicted model, not a curated record.
AUGCAGCCCGGGCUCUGGAAGCUGGCGGUGCUGACGGCACUGCUGCACCCUGUGCUGCCGCUGGAGUUCCAGCAUCACCGGUACCCGGAAAUGGUCAGUGCGCUGCUCCGGGUCCAAUCCGAGUGUCCGUUCAUCAGCCGCCUCUACAGCAUUGGCCGCAGUGCCCAGGGCCGGCACCUCUAUGUCCUGGAGCUCAGCGACAACCCCGGCAUCCAUGAGCUGUUGGAACCGGAGUUCAAGUAUGUUGGCAACAUGCAUGGUAACGAGGUGCUGGGCCGUGAACUGCUGAUCCAGUUGGCACAGUUCCUGUGUGACGAGUACAACCGUAGAAACCCACGCAUUACCCAUCUCAUCCACGAAACCCGGAUACACAUCCUGCCCUCCAUGAACCCCGACGGGUAUGAGGUGGCAGCUGAUCAGGGCUCAGAGGCAAAUACUUACCUGACUGGCCGGGCCAAUGCCCGAGGAGUGGACCUGAACCGUAACUUUCCCGAUCUCCACCUGGCCUUUCAGAAGCUGAAAGGUCGGAACCAUCAUGUCUCACUUGAUGAUAACUGGCGGGAACAGACUGAGCAGGAGACCUAUGCAGUUAUCCGGUGGAUGCAGAGCUACAACUUUGUCUUGUCGGCCAACUUGCACGGGGGGGCUGUGGUGGCUAAUUACCCCUUCGACAAGGCUACGGAACCCAUUGGCAGAGGCCCGUACCGAAGAAUUAUCUCCACCACACCCGACCACAAGCUCUUCCAGAAGCUCGCUAAGGUUUACUCGUACUCUCAUGGCUGGAUGCACAAUGGAUCCAACUGCGGAGACUAUUUUCCUGAGGGCAUAACAAAUGGAGCCAGUUGGUACUCACUUUCCAGAGGGAUGCAGGACUUCAACUAUCUCCACACCAACUGUUUUGAAAUCACACUGGAACUGAGCUGCAAGAAAUUCCCACCACAGCACGAGCUGCAGAGAGAAUGGUAUGGGAAUCGUGAGGCAUUGCUGGCAUUCAUUGAGGAGGUUCACAAAGGGAUUAAAGGGAUGGUCUUGGAUGAAAACAACAAUGGGAUUCCCAAGGCUGUCAUUUCAGUUUCUACUAUUAACCAUGACAUUACCUCAGGUAUCGGUGGAGACUAUUUCCGUCUGUUGUUGCCGGGGAAAUAUAUGGUCACUGCCUCAGCGCCAGGUUAUAAAGGUCAAACUGUUCUUGUCAGUGUUGGUGCUGGUGAACCAACACGGGUUGACUUCCAUUUGGUGCCGUUUUUGGCUGCACCCAGCACCAGUGUGCCUACCAUCUCACUGCCUUCAGUCAUCACUAGCAGUGUUUCCCUUCACAGACUGAACUCAAGGACAACCAAGAAGGGACCCCCGAUGCUGAGGGAACGUCGACGUACAGGCUGGCGUUUCCAUGGCCACUGAAACCCCAUCCUCUCCUCAACAAUCAGCCGCUUUUCUGUUCAUACAAACCGUUUUCCCUCAAUGACACUGCAUGACGUGGUAUUGGAAAAACAGUGGGGUGAAAUUUCUUUGGUGAGCAUCACCUCAGAAAAGGCAUCUGAACAGAGAUAUUUCAUCUUUAAAGUUUUGCUGUAAUGUUGUUUAUGUUUUUAAAAUUAAAAUUCUGCUUUUCCUUA